Molecule: messenger RNA, 2439 nt
Organism: Angiostrongylus costaricensis
Lineage: Eukaryota; Metazoa; Nematoda; Chromadorea; Rhabditida; Metastrongylidae
Source: the annotation of a GenBank genome assembly
AUGUUCACUACAGCAGUCAGAAGUGUACAGCAAGUCGAGGACGUCGAUGGCGUUCGUAUACAGGCCGAAUUCAGCCGGUUUAUGAAAGAAUUCGCCGCCGAAGAUGGGGUACCGAUCUAUCAAAAAGCUAUUGAGAGCUUAUCCGAGGCGGAAAGAAAUACACUUUUUGUCGAUAUGCACCACGUUCACUCUUACAGUGCUACAUUGUACGAGUCAGUUGAGCUACAGUUCUACAGGUUGUAUCCGUACUUGUGUGAAGCUCUACGAUUGGCUGCUAUUGACGCUUGUACAGAAGAUGUUGACCGGCAGUUGAUGCUACGCAAGGAAGUCUACGUAUCCUUCAAAGGGCUGGAGAAUCGCGUCAAUAUUCGGGAGCUGACUGCUGAAAAGAUUGGCGCAAUGGUAUGCAUUACUGGUCAAGUUGUUCGAACGCAUCCAGUUCAUCCAGAAUUAAGCCGUGCCACGUUCAUCUGUGAGGACUGUGGUGUUACAGUUAGAAACGUUGAACAACAGUUCAGAUAUACACAGCCUUCGCGUUGUGUGAAUCCGCAGUGUAUUAAUCGUACACGAUUCAGUCUUGAUGUGGAUGACUCGUCAUUUGUCGACUUCCAGAAGAUUAGAAUCCAGGAGACACAAGCUGAACUUCCUCGUGGUUCCGUGCCUCGUACGUUCGAUGUAAUAGUUCGUGGCGAGAUGGUGGAAACAGUUCAACCAGGUGAUCGGUGCAGUCUUACUGGUACUCUGAUAGUAAUACCAGAUAUCGCUCAGUUGAACACACCUGGUCUUCGAGCGGAAACUGGUGGUGGAAACCGAGGCCGGGCUUCUGAGAAAGAAGCUGGAUUAACUGGGCUGAAAGCAUUAGGAGUUCGUGAUCUCAACUACAAGCUGGCCUUCCUCUGUUGUCAUAUCGAAUCGAACAACACUAAAUUCGGAGGAAAGGAUUUCUCGCAUGAAAAUGUUGAUAGCUUAACGCUGUGGAAGAGCAUGUCUGAUCAUGAGCAUUCUGUAUUGAAGUCGAUGAGUGAGGACAAACGCAUUGCAGAAAACUUGGUCGACACCCUCUUUCCCAACGUUUAUGGAAAUGAUGAGGUGAAACUAGGUGUACUUCUAAUGCUGUUCGGAGGAGUUCCAAAGACGAGUAGGGAUGAAGGGACGACCCUUCGUGGUGAUAUUAACGUGUGCCUAGUUGGUGAUCCAUCGACAGCGAAAAGUCAGAUACUGAAAACAGUGGAAGAAUUUUGUCCUCGUGCCAUUUACACGUCCGGAAAAGCUUCUUCAGCUGCGGGAUUGACUGCUGCUGUAGUAAAGGAUGAAGAUUCCUUCGAAUUCGUAAUUGAAGCUGGUGCACUCAUGUUAGCCGAUAAUGGAGUUUGCUGCAUUGAUGAAUUCGAUAAAAUGGAUCCAAAGGAUCAAGUUGCUAUCCAUGAGGCCAUGGAACAGCAAACGAUCAGCAUUACAAAGGCUGGAGUCAAAGCGACUUUAAAUGCACGUGCUUCCAUCUUAGCCGCAGCGAAUCCAGUUGGAGGUAGAUAUGACCGGUCUCGCCCUCUCAAACAUAAUGUGCAGCUGUCGGCUCCCAUAAUGAGCAGAUUUGAUCUGUUCUUUGUGCUUGUUGACGAAUGUAACGAGGCAGGUUUUCUCUUUGAUAAGCAUUUGAAGCCAUUCACAUUGUACGUCGUUGACUAUGCUAUUGCGCGCAAAAUCAUCGAAAACCAUCGCGGUAUUUCUAACCGUAGUCUUCGCGAAACGAAGUAUUCCAUCGAAGACGUACAGAAGUACAUUACCUUCGCCAAAUGCUUCAAACCACAGAUCAGUAAAGAAGCAGCUGAUGCACUCGUUUCGGAAUAUAAACGUCUUCGCAUGAGUGAUAGCAGCAAUGCAGCCACAUCUUCAUGGCGAAUUACAGUGCGACAGCUGGAAUCCCUUAUCCGUCUAUCUGAAGCAUUGGCUCGUCUUCAUUGUGCCGCGCAGCUGUUUUUCUUCAGAGUUGAACAACCGGAUAUCGCUCUUGAUGACGAUUUUGAUUCCGAAGUGCUUCAUGUGAACGAAGAUAAGGAGAAUGAAAGCGAGUCUAUGGAGGUGGAUGAUGCUAAUAUAAAACGAUCAAAGGUAAGAAAACAUGUUCGUUUCGUGUACACAAUUACUUUUGAAAAAUAUAAGCAUCUGGCAGAUAUGCUGGUUUUGCAUAUGCGCUCGGAUGAGGAGACUAUGAGCGAGGAAGAUUAUGAGGGAGUUAGACAGGACUCUCUCAUUGAGUGGUACUUGGAAAUGAUUGAAGGUGAAUUGGAGACGGAGGAAGAUCUGCUAACUCAACGCACCAUCUGCUACCGAGUGAUUCGCCGACUGGUUACGGAAGACCACGUUUUGAUUGAGAUGGAUUCGGAUGAUAAAAAUCCUUUGUUAUGCGUACAUCCAAAUUAUGUUGUCACUGACCAAUAG